GCAAGAUAUCUAGGUUAACAACCACCUGUAUUGAUCAUAAUGACCUCCAGAAUGGACGAUCUACCCGAGAAAUAUGAUGAUCUUCCUGACAAGAGACAAUACUGGCCCGCAGCCGCCGGAUCGCCCGAAGAGGGACUCGGCAUGCUUCGCAUCUUAACUCCGGGAAUCGUAGCGGACGCAGCGCGGACACAGAUCCAGACUGGAUUGAGAGUCUGUUUAAACUGGGAUUUGGAGCAGCUGGAUACACCGGGAUUCCGCCGCAAGCCCUUCGAGCAUCGCAUCAAAUGGGUGUCUCUGGGUAUCGCGUUUGACGAUGAGUACCAUUUCAACCCGCAGCAGUCUUCCCAAUGGGAUGGGCUCCGACACCACAGCGCACCUGCACCGACGCCCGAAGACCAAACUCGCCGUAUAUUCUACGGUGGUACUACAGCUGAAGAGAUCCAGGAUCCGAACUCGUCGCGCAUCGGCAUUGGAUAUUGGGCCAAGAAGGGCAUCGCCGGUCGAGGCGUCUUGAUCGACUAUCUAUCAUGGGCUGAGAAAAAGGGCAUCACCGUCAAUGGGCUCAGUCAACACGCCGUGCCUCUCGACGACGUCCUAUCUAUCGCGGGCGAAUGCAACAUCGAGUUUCAACGAGGAGACAUUUUCUUCCUCCGCGUCGGCCUCACAAAAACCUGGUACGCCAUGAGCGAGGCCCAGAAGCAGGUAUAUAGCCAGCAAACGGUGCCCAAGCAUGCUGGGCUCGAGCAGAGCGAGCGCGUGCUCCGGUUUAUGUGGGAUAACCACUUUGCCGCGGUGGCAUCUGAUGCCGUUAGCUUCGAGGUCUUCCCGCCCUUAAACCCCGAGUUUGAUCUACACCACCAUAUGCUUGCCGGUUGGGGACUGCCGAUCGGCGAGAUGUUCGAUCUGGAGGAACUGGCGGAGACGUGCAGGCAGUUGGGGCGGUGGACGUUCUUUAUCUCCAGCAGUCCACUCAAUUGUGCGAAAGGCGUUUCCAGCCCGCCGAACUGUAUGGCUAUUUUCUGAGCUCGGAUCGCGCUCAUCGUAAUUUAUGACUUGUUAUGAUCUCCCAAACGCCCCAUUUU
Molecule: messenger RNA, 1082 nt
Organism: Aspergillus alliaceus
Lineage: Eukaryota; Fungi; Ascomycota; Eurotiomycetes; Eurotiales; Aspergillaceae
Exons: 2
Coding region: 40-1023 (327 amino acids)
Molecular function (GO): arylformamidase activity
Source: RefSeq, a predicted model, not a curated record